Molecule: messenger RNA, 2008 nt
Organism: Talpa occidentalis (Iberian mole)
Lineage: Eukaryota; Metazoa; Chordata; Mammalia; Eulipotyphla; Talpidae
Gene: SACK1F
Product: family with sequence similarity 83 member F
Exons: 5
Coding region: 71-1525 (484 amino acids)
Source: RefSeq, a predicted model, not a curated record
CGCCCCUCGACCGCUCCAGGUGCGGCGGCGGGACCGGGCCGGGCCGGGCCGGGCCGGCGGGCGUUGCGCGAUGGCCGAGUCCCAGCUGAGCUGCCUGGACGACGCGCACGUGAACGAGAGGGUGACCGAGGCGCAGGCCGCCUUCUACUACUGCGAGCGGCGGCGCGCCGCGCUGGAGGCCCUGCUGGGCGGCGGCGAGCAGGCCUACCGCCAGCGGGUCCAGGAGGAGCGGCUGCGGGACUUCCUCUCCAGCGGCGAGCGCCAGGCCCUGCGCGCCGCCUGGCGCCCCUACGAGGACGCCGCGCCCGCGCCCAAGAGCAAGGCCAAGGCCAAGGCCCAGGCCGGCGCCCCGGCGGAGCCCGGCGAGUCCCUGGCCUACUGGCCCGACCUCUCCGACACCGAGGUGCCCCCGCUGGACCUGGGAUGGACCAACACAGGCCUGUACCGCGGGGCGAACCGCUUCACCCUCUACACUCACCCCCCCAAGGAGGAGAGGGCGCCCCACCUCAAGCAGGUGGUCAGGCAGAUGAUCCAACAGGCCCAGAAGGUCAUCGCUGUGGUCAUGGACAUCUUCACCGACGGAGAUAUCUUCCAAGACAUUGUGGACGCGGCCUUUAAGCGCCGGGUCCCUGUGUACAUCAUCCUGGAUGAGGCCGGUGUGAAGUGCUUCCUGGAGAUGUGUCAGGGCCUGGACCUCGCUGACUUCCGGGUUCGGAACAUCCGUGUCCGCUCUGUGACAGGCGUUGGCUUCUACAUGCCCACGGGAAAGGUCAAGGGGACCCUGUCAUCCAAGUUCCUGAUGGUAGACGGUGAAAAAGUAGCCACUGGAUCGUACAGGUUCACCUGGAGUUCCUCCCACCUGGACAGGAACCUGCUCCUCCUCCUGUCAGGGCAGCAAGUGGAGCCCUUCGACCUGGAGUUCCGGGAGCUGUACGCCAUCUCGGAGGAGGUAAACUUGUGCCGGCAGCUGGGCCUAGGAGGCCCUGGCAGGCUGGGCCACGAACUCUCCUCCACUGUGGCUCGCAAGCUCAUCAACCCCAAGUAUGCCUUGGUGGCCGCCAGGUGCCAGCCACCCGGGGAGAUGAUGCGCUGGGCUGUCCGGCAGCAGCAGGAGGCCAAGGGUGACCCACAGGGCCAAGAAGAGGACAGCGGAGGCGGCGAGGCAGCCAGGCGCAUGGAGAGCUUCCUGAAUGACCUGGUCACACUGGAGCAGGAGCUGCCCCCGGUGGAGCCCCUGCCUCAGAAGGAUGGCCAGCACGUGGACCCCAAGUACAAACCCAAAGAGGCACUUACCCAAAACGGCACUGGAGCAACUGCCAACGGGGAGAGCAAGAGCUUGAACAGGUGGUUUUUCAGCAGACGCAAGAAGCCUGCACAGCCCAAUGGCGUGGUCAGCUCCUUCUGCACAGAGACUGUCGAUGGGCAGCUGCCGAUGAGAAAGAGGCCCAACGAGGGUUCCAGUGCCAACAUCUCAGGUAAAACAGCUUCUAGUCCUACCAAGACCAACAAGUGUGUGGUUUCCUGAACCUGGGCCCACGGUGGGCAGGACUUCUGGACGCCCUGUCCUGUCCUGUGGAGAACAUGGGUCAAAGCCUGCGCCAGUUUGCACAUCUGGACCCUCCUGGCCUCCUACCCAGCAGCCUCCAUCCUGGCCUCAGGGACCCUGGGUCCCAAAUGUGAGGGUCCACCGCAGCCCUGGACAAUCACACACAUACCCCCCCCCAAGAGACUGUCAGCCAUUGAGUGGGGGCUGCUCCUUGUUUACAUGAAGUGGAAGGCUGACCCCCUCCCAGCGCUGGGCCAGCCUCACCCAGCAGGUCCCCAGUGGGGUGGAGCCACGUCUUUAUACCUUAAUGGAGGGGUCUCCAGGGCAGCUCCAGCUCCCUGGCUACGCCUUCCCUGGGCUUCCUGGUGCUUCUGUUCCCCCAGAGGUUUGGUGGAAUAAAAAGAGGAUCCGGCUCUGAGCCAGGAAGCCAUGUUCCCAUUUUGCUUUAGCCUCUGAGCUCAA